AUGCAAGGCAUUCAUACUAAUAACUACAAUGAAUCACACCACCGCGUCUUGAAAUUCCAUUUCCUCAGCCGCACCACCGUCGCUCGUAUCGAUGGCCUCAUCCACAUAUUCGUGGAAGACAUCGAAGCGGAAUAUCGGUCUCUGCAGAUCACUACCACACUUGGUUUCCGUCAGCAACGGACAUCUAAGUUCCAGAACGUCGCAAAGGGCGUCGCCGAGACUUACACCGAUGACGAACUCGCUGACUUAGGCGUCCUCGUCGACGAAAAUUCGCCCAACCAUGUAAGCCCUUCAUUCCUCCUCGCGUCGAACCAAACUGAUCCUUUCUCUCAGUUCACCAUGGGCAGUUUUACUCGACCUCGCACGGUCACCUAUGACUUAACAGUCACCCCCGCCCAAGCCCCUCGCAAAACCGCCAUUAACAACUGCACGUGCCCAUACUUCAGCCAACAUAAAUCCACAUGUAAACAUAUGUACGUGCUUGCGCGGCAGAAGAAAUACAACAUCUGCAAGACAGCCCUCGCUAUAGUCGACAACGGUGUAUCACCCUUUGCUCCUCAGAAGAUCACUACCCCUAUCGAAAGCGUCGUCCACAUCGAGAGCGAAGACUCUGCAACAUCGUCCACUACCACUUCCUCCACCUCAUUGUCCCAAACAUCCUCAUCGUCACCCACCCCUGCAAUGAAUCCUCAUCGCUCCGCCCCUGGCCUGGUUCCUACAACCUCUACCAAUGUCCUUAUGACCCCUCACGCUGUACUUCCACAACAACCACGAGCCUCACCCUUAUACAACCAGCCCACAUCCAAUGCUCUCACGGGCGGCAUCACACCACACGGCGGCGAAACGCUCUCUGACCGGCAUUUGUCCCAACACACCGUACCCCAACAUCACCGUCGGGAGUCAGACUCCUACGUGAUGCAUCUGUUCUAUGACCCCAACGCCGCUCAUUCUACGCCACCAUUAGGAUAUCUCCGUGGUCCUAUCCCACCUCCAUAUCCUUUACCUACUCCUCACAAAGGACAACCGCCGGCCAUGAUCGAAACGGAUCACUUUGCCCCCGAUCUCCACAAAUCAAGGCACGAACGCCAAAGCUCGGCGACCUCGACUCAGUACACUACACACUCGCGAACGUUUUUCGAGAACAGCGGCAACCACUUACUCGACACCCCUUCGCACUUGUUCCCACCCGGCAAUUUCUCUGCUGUCCAAACUGCAAGCAACUCACCUCACGCUACACCAAACAAUGCGUCAACUCCGGCUCCAAGCAAUUACUCUUUGCCAACGGACUUUCCCCAUCCCCCACCUCCCACACAGUUCCAGUUCGAGGCACCGGCCCCAGGCUUGCUCGACGCGCGACUUUUCCGGCUCGCCGAACAACAACCCGGACAUCUAUGUAGCACUCCCCGUGCUCCCAGCCUCUACCACUCCCCUACACCGGUCCACGCCUCCCAACUCUCCGCCUUUUUCGACGAGAUGCCACAUGAAGGGCCCUCUCACAACAACCAUCCACAGACCGAACAGCUACCACAACCCAUCGGUUCUGGCCCCGCUUUCCUAACUUCACGGAACUGUCCCACUGGCCUUAUCGAAACCACCGCCACGGCUCUGCCUCCCAACCCACGCAGCAUUGCCUCACAGGACCCACCGUCCCAUGGCCUUACGCCCCCCAUAGCCUCCUCCUCUAACCAGUCGAACGCGCGAGAAGAACGCAAGGCCCUCAAGAAGCUCGCCUUAGACGACCUCCAAAAAUACGCCAAGCUCAUAACUCAACUCCCUGGUAAGUACCCCGAUACUGACCUCGUAACCAACGGCACCAUCAAAGGGAUAGAGCGCGCAGUCAACGCUGUCCAGGAAGCCUAUUACGAAGCACUCCGUCUCUAUUCUAACUCCACCCCUUCCAAGCAGAUCCGCUAA
Messenger RNA from Melampsora larici-populina 98AG31, 1914 nucleotides. RefSeq lists its product as uncharacterized. The coding region runs from base 1 to 1914 and encodes 637 amino acids. The transcript has 2 exons. Gene Ontology annotation, molecular function: zinc ion binding. The record is from RefSeq and is a predicted model, not a curated record. Lineage: Eukaryota; Fungi; Basidiomycota; Pucciniomycetes; Pucciniales; Melampsoraceae.